GUGGUCCAUAUAAGCAGUCUCCACUCUCUCUCUCUCCAAACAUGCAUCCUUAUGAAGCGGUGUGAUGUCAGAGCUUGAAAAGCUGUGAAACAGAAGAACUGAUUUCCAAACCUUUAAAAAAGACAUAUGAGUUUGAAUGCUAGCAGACAUGGAGUCAAAACCUGGCGGUGAACUGACCGGAGAGAAACUGGCUUCUAUUGAGGAUGAAGAAGUUCUGAACAAGAUGUUGGACGGUGCAUCUGAUUUUGAAGAGAGGCGGAUGAUUCGAGCAGCAUUAAGAAACCUGCUCAAGAAGAAAAGAGAUAAGAGGGAGGAGGAGCGAGGAAUGAGACAACAGGACCUGAAACAGCAGGUUCUGAGUAAGGGUGGGCCACCAACAGCGGGGAAAGCAUCUCUGAACCUACAGACAUCAACUAACAAGCCAGCAGGUCAGCCAUCCUCCUCCACUCUUGUCCACAGGAUAACAGGACGAGCCGCUCCUGCUGCAUCAUUUCCCCAGAAAAGUUCCUCUGCUGAAGCACCUAAUGUUAAAAACGUCAAACAAAUGCUUCUGGACUGGUGCAGGGCCAAAACAGAGCCAUAUGAGGGGGUGGACAUCCAGAACUUCUCCUCCAGUUGGAAAGACGGCAUUGCGUUCUGUGCCUUGGUGCAUCGAUUCUUCCCUGAUGCAUUUGAAUACUCCACCCUGAACCCAAACAAGCCCAGGGACAACUUCCAGCUGGCUUUCGGCGCUGCUGAGAGGCUGGCAGGCUGCCCUCCUUUGUUGGAUGCUGAUGACUUGGUCCGAAUGAAGGAACCUGACUGGAAGUGUGUGUACACAUACAUCCAGGAGUUUUACCGCUGCCUGGUGGAGAAAGGCCUCGUCAAAACCAAAAAGCGUGCGCGUGACGCGUGUUGGCAGUGGGUCCUGACGGAGCGGAGGACGGAGCGGGACCGCACCUUGACGAGACGUCCAUGUUACCGAGGGGUCCGUCCUGCUGCAGGCUGUCUCCGGUCCAAUCCAUCGAUCUCGCCUGUUGGGGGUAGUCUAGUGGCUUUUGACUUGUGUGGCUUUUGACGUGUGUGUGUGUGUGUGUGUGUGUGUGUGUGUGUGUGUGUGUGUGUGUGUGUGUGUGUGUGUGUGUGUGUGUGUGUGUGUGUGUGUUAUGAA
Messenger RNA from Nothobranchius furzeri (turquoise killifish), 1150 nucleotides. It is a transcript of the gene smtna, whose product is annotated as smoothelin a. The record is from RefSeq and is a predicted model, not a curated record. Gene Ontology annotation, cellular component: microtubule organizing center; filamentous actin. Lineage: Eukaryota; Metazoa; Chordata; Actinopteri; Cyprinodontiformes; Nothobranchiidae. Gene Ontology annotation, molecular function: protein binding. Gene Ontology annotation, biological process: actin cytoskeleton organization.